AUGCACAGCACAUCACAGCGCACAACAGCUACACAACAACUACACCUUUCUCCGGCAUGUACCCCUGUCACGACUAGCUACACCACAGCAGUGGAACAUCCAACACUGCAAAUAUAUGGUCCUGCUGUCCCAUGCAGUCUGGCAAGUGCUGCCACUGCUAUACUCGCACCUCUUGCCAGCACAGUGCACCCACGGUUUGGAGUUGUGUACUGUCCCGUACCCCCCGUCAGCACAGUGCAGCCACAGCCUGGAGUUGCGUACUGUCCCGUACCUCCCGUCAGCACAGUGCAGCCACAGCCUGGAGUUGCGUACUGUCCCGUACCUCCCGCCAGCACAGUGCAGCCACAGCCUGGAGUUGCGUACUGUCCCGUACCUCCCGUCAGCACAGUGCAGCCACAGCCUGGAGUUGCGUACUGUCCCGUACCUCCCGCCAGCACAGUGCAGCCACAGUCUGGAGUUGCGUACUGUCCCGUACCUCCUGCCAGCACAGUACACCCUCAGUCUGGAGUUGCGUGCUGUCCUGUACCUCCUGCCAGCACAGUGCAGCCACAGCCUGUAGUUGCGUACUGUCCCGUACCUCCUGCCAGCACAGUACACCCUCAGUCUGGAGUCGCGUGCUGUCCUGUACCUCCUGCCAGCACAGUGCAGCCACAGCCUGGAGUCGCGUGCUGUCCCGUACCUCCUGCCAGCACAGUGCACCCUCAGUCUGGAGUUGCGUACUGUCCCGUACCUCCUGCCAGCACAGUACACCCUCAGUCUGGAGUCGCGUGCUGUCCUGUACCUCCUGCCAGCACAGUGCAGCCACAGCCUGGAGUCGCGUGCUGUCCCGUACCUCCUGCUGGUAGCGGCUCCGUUACAGCAGACAAGGUGACCAUUGGCCUAAAAGAAAAAGGCCCACUAAACGCAGACCAGCGACUCGCACUUUACGCCUUGGUCAAGCGCCAAACGGACAACAAUACACUUCUUGUGCCAACUGGAGCCAAGCCACUCCACUUUGUUCAAGUUCCAACAUGCCAAAAGAAGUCGUGUGAUGCCGCAGCAUCAACGGUACAAAAGAGGGCGAAGCUGGUGAGCAACAUCAGGGAACAGAUCAGCGGGGGUGCUGAAGAGCAGCAGAUGGCGGCCGAGCUGCGCCGCCUACCCAGGAGUCAGCUGAGCCGGCUUCUGCAGGAGGGCCGCUUCGCACAGGUCCGCAUCCCAGAUGGCCACCUGCUGGGACUAAAAACAGGACUGAAUCUUAACUGGAGCCAAUGCAGAGACUUGAGGAGAUGGAUGAAGGACUACAACAUUGCUGUAGAGAGUGAAAGGACCUCAAGAAACAUUGCCUCCGAGCUCCUCUCGGCAACGGACGUGAUGGCUGAACAACUGCCGUUCACGACGAAGGACGAGGAGGGAGGCAAGAGGGUGGAGCCGAAACCCUGCGCUUACCUGGUCUCCCUGGUCUCAGCCAUGCAUGACUACCUGGAGAGGAGCAAACAAGCUGGGAAACUGACAUGGCACGGGGGGAAUAUCCCGGAGGACGAGAUAUGGGUAAAGAUUGGAGGGGACCACGGUGGGCCAUCGUUCAAGAUGGCCUUCCAACCACUCAACGUGCUACAUCCCAACUCCAAGACAAAUACCUCAGUCUUUUGCCUCUUUGAGUCAAAGGAUAACAGGGAGAACAUAACGACAGCGCUGGGGAGGUUUAAGGAUGAUGUGAAAACGCUGCAGGAGGAAAUGUGGAGAAGUAAGGAUGGACAGACAUACAGGAUAAAGCUGUUCAUGGCCGGGGAUUACGCCUUCCUGUCAACCAUAUAUGGCAUCUCAGGCGCAGCUGGUACUUUCCCAUGUCUAUGGUGCAAAGUCACCAAGGCUGGGAUUGAUGACAUAGAGAACAGGCGGCUGAGGACCCCUGACAGGACACUGGCCAACAUGGCGGAGAACCUGAGGGCCUUCCUGCAGGAAGGGAGAGGGAGUGUAAAGAAAGCCCAAGAGUACUUCAAUGUCAUUGCAGCCCCUCUGUUUGAGAUCCCUCUUGAGCAGGCAAUUGUGCCAGGGCUGCAUAUAAGCCUUGGCGUUUUCAAGCGGCUUUACGACGAGUUCGAGAGAGCGGUUCAAGAGUUAGACCUCAAGAUCCAGGCCUACCUUCACAGUUUGGUCCUGGCACAGGAGGCUGACAGGGAAGACGUCAAGAAAGACCAGCACCUUAAGCCGUUUGAGCAAUUCAUCAACGUCAUUGACGAUGCUCAAGUGUUCCAGGUCCAGGCGGAUGAGUUGGAUGACCUCGUUGAGGAACAGGAAAACCAGCUGGCCUUCCUAGCCUACGAAAACCAAGAUGUGGACGACGAGUUAGCAGAAGCUGUGUUCAAUGAAGCGACAGCUAUGGUUUCUGAGCUCGUCCAGAGAAGAGACACUCUGAGAAAGAAAGCAUCAGACAUCCUGACCAAGGCCUCAGUGAAACCUGGAAAAGGGCCGUUGGCGAGCCAGUUGGAACCUGUCAUGAAGAGCUUCAAAGUGCACCGGGAGGCAUACCAAGGCAGGACUUUUGUUGGCAAUCAUGUCAACAAGAUGCUAAAUGACAAACCAAUUGAGCAUCUUACAUCCAGUGUGGUGAAGACCAUGGGUGAAAUCUGUGAUGGGAACGACUUCCCCCUGUCCAUUAUCCGAAUGGGGAAGGAGGUGGCUGAGAGACACGAGAAACGUCUGAAGAUGUUUGCAAAAUGCCACAAAGGAUAUGCACACGGCGGCAAGAAGGAGGACAAAGACCUAGACCAGCUAGACCUCGACAUAAAGUCAUUUAUGUCAGAGUACAGGAAAGACUCAAGAUGUGUAAGCCUGAAGAUGCACUUACUUGAGGAGCAUGUGGUCCCCUGUAUUCGCCGCUGGGGCUUCGGCCUCGGCUUCCUGGCGGAACAGGGGAUUGAAGAGGUCCAUGCCCAGUUCAACAGACUUGCACAGUCAACCCGUUCCAUUGCUGACCCUGUCGCUCGACUCAAGUCUACCCUUAAGUCCCAUCUCAUCAAGGUCAGCCCGGACCACACGGGCAAGGUUCCUGCACCUGUUAAGAGAAAGAAGACUGUGUGACUUUGUUAAGCAAGUGAACUUAAUAAGUCAUUAGUUGUUUGUGCUGAUAUGUUGUUCAAAUUUUUGACUUCAAACUGUUUUCAUGAUCUCCCAUAUGGACAGUUUGUCAUUGCUGUAAAAGCAAAUUCUAGACUCUACGAUAGCAUCAUGCCUAACUAUGAGAUAUGAAAUAAACAUGAUGUAAAGUAGACUUACUGGUAUUAUACAAGGCGUUCCUAUAUAUAGCACUUGUAUGAUGUUAUCCAGUUUAAUUCUAAGGACUAAUAUUGAACUAGAGUAACUUAUAUAAAGUAUGUAGCUUGUACCUAAAAUCACACAAGCCUGCAGGGUUCCAGUCAUUCUUCCCCUUCAUGUCUGUGGUAAAGGAGGACCAGCUACCUUGUAAGUUGUAGUUGUACCUGCAGAGAGAUUUCACAGAAACAGACGUUUAGAUCCAACAUGUAUCAGUACUCAAAUUUACUGGUCUUUAAAAAUGUCUAAGUUAACUUGUGAGCAUUUUGCUUCGCUGUCCUCCCACGUGUAAAUGCAACUUGAAAGAAAAUGUUAUAUAUACUUAUUUAUUUAUUUAUUUAUUAUUAAAAUGUUAUAUAAAAUCUAAAAGAACAAAGCUAGGCAAUUCUUGCAAUGUUCCAUGAAACAGUAGGAAAUCUAUGUUGAGCCUUUUAAGGAUAAAAUAAUUAGAAUAUCUUUGUGAUGUAAAUAUCAGUGCGCAUGUAGUUCUUGUUGUCAAUAAACAAGGUAACAUAAUGUU
Molecule: messenger RNA, 3814 nt
Organism: Branchiostoma floridae (Florida lancelet)
Lineage: Eukaryota; Metazoa; Chordata; Leptocardii; Amphioxiformes; Branchiostomatidae
Exons: 10
Coding region: 1-3063 (1020 amino acids)
Source: RefSeq, a predicted model, not a curated record